AAAAAAGGGAUAGAAGAAAAUUUUCAGCUGCAAAAUUACCUUGAAUUUUAACAGGAACGCGAUGAUCAGUUCAGUAUUCUGAAAAAUAUUCGCCUUCAAUUCAUAGGAAGUAAUCAAAAUUGCCAAGAAGUUAUAAAACCGUGUUGAGCAUGGUUAACCUCGAAGGCUCCGAGAGAAUGAAGCUCAAGAAAAAAAUUCAUACAUUACAGUAUUUCAGUUUUAAAAAAACGCUGUAUAUUUUACAAAAUAGCGGAAACAAAUAUUACUUCUCGGUAUAAAUAGUCUGCACAGUUUUCUGGAACCUCACAGGUAUCUGAAAAUUAAGUUAUAAUCCAAAAAUAAUAAUAAUAAAUGGCGUACAGCAAAGGCGGUCUCAGUCGGCGCCAGGGAACCGUUUGCGUCGGUCGCGGGAGUCCUCCGGAAUCCCGACGUCGGCCACCACGUGUUUCAACGUGACGACGUCGUCGCCGCCGCCACCGCCGCCACCGUGGUUCCCGACGAACCUGGUUCUCCUCAAUGCCCAGUCCGACUCGGAUGAUCAGCGCAGUACGUCGUCGAAAAGCGACGGCGGGUCGACGCCAACUGGCGUCCCGAUGACGUCCCGAAGUGUCGUCAAGGAAGCAAUUAUCGGGUACACGGGUUAUGUCCCUGGACUUCCCUUCAAGUUUGGAGAAACUUACGGCAGGGCAAGCAGAGAAUGUCGCGAGAAGUUGGCCAUGUCCUUACGCACGGAAGGUUCAGAAACUGGUUGAAUUUUCCCAUUUUGAAGCAAGAUCCCGAUGGAAACGAAACCGAGCCAAAAUGAAGAAAUUCUAUAUUUGUUUUUGUUUCCUGGAGUUUGAAAAAUGUUAAAUGAUGACCGAAGAAAAAGAAAAUGGUGUUUCUUUGGCUGUUGCUGCUUUUCAACCGCAGGAUUCGCGAGAGAGAAAAAAGUCGAGAAUAUUUGCGUUUUUUUUUUUUUGGCGGAUGAUUGCAGCGAAGGUUUUUGAGUGCUUCAAUGGGAUUCUCUUGUCUUUGCCUAAUUCAGGUUUGUUCUACGCAUUCUCGGAAAGUUUGGCUGAUUGGGUGAUUUAUUUGGCUUUAUGAUUCCGAAGUUGCCGAGGAAAAAAGAUGUGUGAGGAAGAAUGCAUCGUUAAUCCUGGAGUGAUAACUGCAGGAAUUUUUACGA
Molecule: messenger RNA, 1168 nt
Organism: Notodromas monacha
Lineage: Eukaryota; Metazoa; Arthropoda; Ostracoda; Podocopida; Cyprididae
Source: the annotation of a GenBank genome assembly